Oncorhynchus keta (chum salmon) is the source of this 2946-nucleotide messenger RNA. RefSeq lists its product as uncharacterized. The record is from RefSeq and is a predicted model, not a curated record. Lineage: Eukaryota; Metazoa; Chordata; Actinopteri; Salmoniformes; Salmonidae. Bases 822 to 2060 code for a protein of 412 amino acids. The transcript is spliced from 3 exons.
CAACAAAAAAGUUUAAAUGAAUGAGGAAGCAGUGAACUGGAGAGCUAGGAAGAAAAUACGAAUUCCCAAGCGAGGAAAUACGCGGGACGUGGUUUUUAGCAUGAUCUCUUUUGAGUGCAUAAAGUGUGAGGGUGUUGACCCAAGCUUACUCGAUAUUCUGCAAUCAAUUACAAGUAUUUGAGGACGACGUCGUAACAUUUUGGUAAUCGCCACACCUUCGGUUGUUGAUUACCAUCAUGAGAAGGAGGAGGAUACGGCGAAGGUGCCCGAUGAAGAGCUCCGGGCCCGCCUUUCCGACUGACGCUUCUCCCUCCCUCUACCAUCGAAGCUCCCCCCGCUACUACUAACUUUCUGAACUGCCUUAACACAGUCAGCUGUGGAAGAUCGUACCCGAAGUCAAGACCAGCUACAUUUGUUUUGUUUUUAAAUAGUAUUUGAGAUGAUCUUUAAUGAAAAGCGCUAUCUAAAAUAAAUGUACUAUUAUUAAACAGAAAUAGAGUUCCAGGUCACACUUUAUUUGUUUAGUUCCAAAUAAAUGAUUUACAGCCAGGCAUACUUUCGACCAACGAUCUGUUGAUAAUAACUGCUUGCUAAGGUUAUGGUUCGCUUAGAAUUCGUGUAAGAGUUACGUUUAGGGCAAGGGUUAUGAUAAGGGCAUGGCUUAGGGUUAGUGGAUAGCGGUAGUUAGUUGAAAUGUUGACCGUUAUUGAACAUCUACAAACCAUCUAUUUGGGACUAUCCAAAUAAAGUGUUACCGAAAUCCAUUCUAAACCCUGCAUAAUGGCAUUCUGCAGAUAUGGGACAUAAAGAAUCCCAUUUCUAUGCGACCGGGAGGGUCACAAUGCCGACGCUUCACAUGGAACUCCAGAACCCAAGAGAUAUGUCCAGAACUCUCAAUAAAUCUUCAGUUCUUGAUCGAAAACAACGAGAGAUACAGCAUUAGCGAGAGAGACAGCAUUAUGGCGAGCUUUUCAUUCAUUCUCCCUGAAGACGGAGAUUGUUCUUUUAAGGACAACAACGUUAACUCAGGGUGGAUCUCAAUGGUGACCCAACUCAACACCCUUGAAGGUCCAGAGUCAGAGAGUCAGAACAUUGUUCAGAGCUUUGCAGAGGUACUUGGUGACAAGUACCACGACGCGACUGCCAUCAACAGCGCUCUGCUCUGGACUGUUGGGUACACCCCCUACAUUCCCCCAGCUCUGAGAGGAAGAAGCUUCCCUUCUGUCGAGAGCUUCUUCCUGGAUGAGUGGGAGCCACUGACACUCCUGCAGACUCCUCAGGUUCUGUCCACCAGUGUUUCCAUCGAGGAAGACAACCUGAUCCAGUCUGCUGCAGGCCUAGUGUCUCAGGUUCUGUCCACCAGUGUUGCCAUCGUGGAAAAUGACCUGCUCCAGUCUGCUGCAGUCCUAGUGUCUCAGGUUCUGUCUACCAGUGUUGCCAUCGUGGAGAAUGACCUGAUCCAGUCUGCUGCAGGCCUAGUGUCUCAGGUUCUGUCUACCAGUGUUACCGUUGUGGAGAAUGACCUGAUCCAGUCUGCUGCAGGCCUAGUGUCUCAGGUUCUGUCCACCAGUGUUGCCAUCGAGGAAGACAACCUGAUCCAGUCUGAUGCAGGCCUAGUGUCUCAAGUUCUGUCCACCAGUGUUUCCAUUGUGGAGAAUGACCUGAUCCAGUCUGCUGCAGUCCUAGUGUCUCAGGUUCUGUCCACCAGUGUUUCCAUCGUGGAGAAUGACCUGAUCCAGUCUGCUGCAGUCCUAGUGUCUCAGGAUAAUGACUCCACACUGAGAGACUCCAACCAACCUGAGAUCCACGUGGGCGAUGUCUCAACCAAGAGAAGUAGACUUACCAUCACUAUUUCUAUGGUUUCAACCAAGAGUUGCCUUGUUGCUUUACAUGAAGUUGAUGCUAGUCCUACAAGCCUGGAGCAAUCUGCCGAGAAAAUGUCUACUUCUACUACUGAUGUCAACGACAUCUCAACUGCGGCUGCCAAGAAGAAGAGGUGUAGAUUAUUCUCAUUUGUCUGGAGAGCUCUCAGGGGGAAGAACAAGAAGCAUCAAAGCUAAAGUGGCUUCCAAGAAAGAGGACGAAAUCAACAAGGAUGUGAGCAGCCUCACCUGCCACCACAACACUACACAGGGAGAUCACUGAUGCAGGCACCCACAAUGGUGUUCCUAUGUUUUAUCCCACUUUGUCUUCAUCCCCAAAUCCCUUUCCCCCACCCCACCUGUUUUAUCUUCACUAAACCUUUUGUCAUUGCAUUUGAUUGUGCUUUGUCUUCCAUUGGGAUCACUGUCAUUGAAAAGGGAAGGGGUUUCGUAGUUCAACUACUUGUCAAUAAAUCACUGGUUAACUUCAAAUUGAGACAACCGAGGCAAAGACGUUGUUGCUAAUGAGAUCAGUUAUAUCCACAUUUUCCUGGAGAAUAACAGGCAUUCUCGCUCAGGGCCUCAAGAUGGAGUUGUAAGCACAAUUAUAAUGCUUCCCCUCAUAAUGAUGCUUUUAUCAGCUGUUGGAUAUGGGGAUAUUCCCAUAUUAGGAUUUCCUGUGGGAGAUUUAUACCGGUGAAUAAGUAUGAUAAUUGGACAUGGAUUGUCUCUGGCUACUGAGGAUUUCCAUCAUAUGAUUGUACCCUAGGUUAUGAUUCUGUUAUGAGGUUUACAAUGUAGUUGUCUCCUUAGACAUGACUGACUCAUGGUAUUGAAAUCUAUUACACCACAUUGAUGCACCAUGAAAUAACCCACGUGUGUAGGAGUUUAACCACAGGCUUAAUGUAGCCAAGGUGUCCAUGUCAUGCAAGUGUGUUUUCCGUUUGUUCUUUGUGAGCUAUUGCCAGAUGAAUAUAUAUAACAGAUGAUAUGACAAGGCUGUAGUUUAUGUUUCCCCUCAUUUUUCAAACCACCACCAACAAACACCAACCCUGUUCUCAAUUAAAUGCACCAUUCCAUUCCA